Molecule: messenger RNA, 1821 nt
Organism: Rangifer tarandus platyrhynchus (Svalbard reindeer)
Lineage: Eukaryota; Metazoa; Chordata; Mammalia; Artiodactyla; Cervidae
Source: the annotation of a GenBank genome assembly
AUGGUGAUGAACUCUUUAAGGCAAGAAAUAAACAUCAAAACAUGUGAUAAUGCCAUACCAAUCAUUGAAUCAAGCAGAAAAUUAUGGAAUCAACAAAAUUUCACUACAGCAUUUCCCAAACCAUCCCAGCCAGGUGGAAAAAAGAUAUUAAGACCUUCAGAAAUACAAAUCACAGUUCCUAGACAUGACAAAAGAAAUGUAGAUGAACUUCAGAAGCCAGCUCAUAUAUGGAUAAGGAAGUCUUUAAGGAAAAAAUUUCAAAGUAUAUCUAUUAAUUUAACCAUCAGGAGACAGGCCUCAUUCAGACAUAUAACCCAUUCUGAAAAGGAAGAAUCUAAAAAGUGCAAAGAUGACAAAAAAGGAACAACUUUGAAGAAAAUUUCCAAUAAAGACACAGGCCCACAUGAAAUAGAUGAGAAACCUAAAGGAGGAAAUAAAGCAGAUAAAACUCCAUCAAAAUCAUCACAUGAAAGUCAACUAUCUAAGAAGUUAAAGUCCAAAUCAGAAGCAAACCCAGAAUCCAAAGAUUCUAUACCAGUUUCAAUAAAGCAUCAAAAAAAAGAUAAGAGAUUUUCAAAAGAUUCCAAGGAGAUGGAAUUUGAAUCCAUAAGUACAAAAAAGUACUCUAAGAGCUCAAAGAAUAAUUCUGGUGCCAUAUCAGAGACUUUCUCAAAAUAUAGUUCAAUUGUGGGUUUAAUGAUGCAUUUAGGGGAGUCAGAUGCUGAAUGCAUGAAAUUUGCUAUGUGGUUAAAGAAUAAUUCACAGAAUAAUUCGAAGAAGCCCACAAAGAAGGAUGCAAAAAAAGAUGCAAAGGGGAAGGGCUCUGAUGCUGAAUCUGUAGAUUCAAAAGAUGCAACGAAAGAUGCAAAGAAAGGUAAGAAGGGUGCAGCGAAAGGCACCAAGAAGGAUGCAGAGUCUACUGAUGCAGAAUCUGGAGACUCAAAAGAUGCAAAGAAAGGCAAGAAAGAGUCAAAGAAAGAUGACAAGAAAAAGGAUGCCAAGAAGGAUGCUGCAUCUGAUGCAGAAUCUGGAGACUCAAAGGAUGCAAAGAAAGAUUCGAAAAAGGGCAAGAAAGAUGAUAAGAAAAAGGAUGCCAAGAAAGAUGCAGAAUCUACUGAUGCAGAAUCUGGAGACUCAAAGGAUGCAAAGAAAGAUUCGAAAAAGGGCAAGAAAAAUGACAAGAAAAAGGAUGCCAAGAAGGAUGCUGUGUCUACUGAUGCUGAUUCUGAAUCUGAAUGGGAUGCAAAAAAGGGUGGGAAAGAUUCAAAGAAAGAUAAGAAAGAUUUAAAGAAAGAUGACAAAAAGAAGUCUGCAAUGAAAUCUGAAGAGUCUACUGAAACUGAGUCUGAUUGGGAGUCAAAGAAGGUUAAACGAGAUUCAAAGAAAGACUCCAAAAAGAGUGCAAAGAAGGACACAGAGUCUAGUGAUGCUGAAUCUGAUGUGUCUUCCAAAAGAAACCUAAAGAAGACUGAAAUGUUCAAAAGUUCAGAUGCUGAAUCUGAAGAGUCUCUAUUUAAACCUGGGCCUAAAAAGAGAGUUGAUGAAUCAGAUGCCACAUCUACAGAUUCAAAGAAGGAUGCAGUGGAACUAAAAAGAGGAGUCAAAAUGCCAUCCCGCAGGACUACAUUCAAAGAAAAAGGAAAAAAAAUAGGUGCAGGUAGAGUUCCUCCAUCAAGAAAAAGACCACCACUACCUCCUUGUGAGCCUUUACUGCCAUCACCUAGAGUCAAACGUCUCUGUUGGUGCCAGAUGUCUCCUCCACCUCCAAAGCCAAGAUACGCUUCUCUGCCUGAAGCAAAAUGGAUUCAUAAGCUGCUUUAA